Molecule: messenger RNA, 1838 nt
Organism: Xenia sp. Carnegie-2017
Lineage: Eukaryota; Metazoa; Cnidaria; Anthozoa; Malacalcyonacea; Xeniidae
Product: Down syndrome cell adhesion molecule-like protein 1 homolog
Exons: 13
Coding region: 420-1754 (444 amino acids)
Biological process (GO): cell-cell adhesion
Molecular function (GO): protein binding
Source: RefSeq, a predicted model, not a curated record
AUAAACCGUGUAAUAACGGUUCUUCCGAAAGAACUCGUUCUUGUACUAACCCAGCACCGAAAUAUGGUGGCAAAAAUUGCUCUUGUGAUGAAACUUCUGGAAGUAACAAUUAUGGAGACUGUUUUAAAGAAGUUGACUAUUGUAACGAAUUGACAUGUCCCCCUGUGUUGGUACGGGUUGAAACAGUUGUUCGCAAUGUUACAUCAUCCGAUUCUAAUUUUAAGAAAGAAUUUGCGUCAUAUAUCGUGGAAUCAUAUGGAAAUGUUACUCCUGUGGUCGGAUAUUAUAAUCUCACCCUUGAAGACAAUACAGCGUAUUUUGUCGUUACUGUUGGGUUUAACUUCUCAGAUGGAGAUCAGCUGCCAAUUCUUCGGGAUAUUUUGGAUCAUACACUUCACGGCUACUGGAAUAUUAGUUUAAUGUCCAUGAAGUCUGAUGUUGUGUAUUCAAACGAGCUGCAAAUAACAACCGAGUCUCUAACUUCAACCAGCAUCCGUGUUACCUGGACUUUGUCCGAAAAAACGGAGAUAGUAGAAGGAAUUAUGAUCUUUCAUAGAACGAUGGAUGGACAUGCGUCAUUUGUUCCUAGUUCACAACCUCCGUCGUAUCAGGGAAAUUUCACAAUAGAAAAUCUCAAAAAAUACACCAAUUACAAAAUAACAGUUUCUCCGGCUACAAAAAAUGGCACAGGAAUACCAAGUAAUUUUUCUACGUUGAGGACGUUAGAAGAUAAGCCUAGCAGAGCUCCAGAAAUACAAGUUCAUUCUCCAAAUACAUCAUCACUAAUUAUUUCGUGGAAUCGUGUUAACAGCGAGUAUUUGCACGGCAUACAUCGCGGUUAUUGUAUUUAUCAUAAUAAUGAAAUGAUACACAUAAAUAAUACUUCUGUACAAAUGAAAUUAUUGGAAGGUUUUAGACCUUACUCAAAACACACGAUUCAAAUAGCUGCUAAAACAUCUCCUGGUUGUGGAAUAUUUACUCCAAUGGAAACAUACUUCACCGCUGAAAGUAAACCAGAUGGGCCACCAAACAACGUCUCAGCCUGGAAUGAAAGCUCUACAAGCGUGAAAGUAAGCUGGCAGGAGGUUGACCCAAAACUCAGAAAUGGUAUUAUAAUUGGCUACAAUAUAACGUACAACUCUUCUCGUGGUCCUAGUGGAAAUAUAAUUCUUAAUUCAUCAAAAAUAUUUCAUCUUGUCAUUGAAAAUUUGUCUGAAUGGACAUGGUACACUGUCUCCGUCUCUGCCUAUAAUAAAAUUGAUCAUGGACCGUCGUUUUCAGUUGAUGUGAGAACCGACGAAGGAACUCCUCGCGAUCCUCCCGACGUUUUUGAGGCAAGAAACUCUAGUUCAUCAAGUAUCUAUCUGAGAUGGCUCCAUUCCAUUGUUACUUUUAUUCUGCUUUUAUCAAUUCUUGCCGGUAUGAUCAUUUGGAUAUUGGAGCGUUCUUCAAAUCCUUACAGUUUUCCAUUGUCAUUCGUGAAAGGAGUAAAGGAAGGAUUUUGGUGGGCUUUUAUUUCAGCCAGCACUGUCGGUUAUGGUGAUAGACGGCCAGUUACAAUACCUGGUAAGCUUUUUGCCAUAAUCUGGAUAUUAAUUGGUAACGUCAUUAUCACAUUACUCACCAGUUGGAUGGUCAAUUCGAUUACUUUGGUCCUUGUUGAACAGCGUUACUCUAUUUACGGUUCAAAGAUUGCAGUUGUAGAAAAUUCGACUGAGUACGGUCGUGCAGUGCGGAAAAUGGCCUGGUGGUAGGAUAUCCUAAUGUGGACAAAGUUAUUGAAGCAUUGAAGAAAGCUAAAGUAGACGGUGCAUUGCUGGAUAUGUAUGCUGCAGCGA